Carassius carassius (crucian carp) is the source of this 471-nucleotide messenger RNA. Its product is annotated as autotransporter adhesin EhaG-like. The record is from RefSeq and is a predicted model, not a curated record. NCBI's taxonomy places the organism in Eukaryota, Metazoa, Chordata, Actinopteri, Cypriniformes, Cyprinidae. The transcript has a single exon. Bases 112 to 360 code for a protein of 82 amino acids.
GAACAGCCAAACCUGCAAGGCGCUGGUAUGCUAAGACUCUAGCCCACUCAAAGGGUAGAGGAAACAGAGAGAGAACUGAGAGAGUGAAGACCUGACGACCUACAUGCCUUUAUGGGGAACACCAGUAUUACGGAAGGGAAGACUGCCCUGUCUGUGGGUGGCUCUUCAAUAGCCCGGGGCAAGACUUCCAUCACCAUGGGAAAGUCCUCAAUCACCCGUGGGGUCACCACUACCUCUAUGGGCGACUCUACCAUAACCAGAGGCAAGACUACCAUCUCCCUGGGCACAGCCAGUUUCAGCCGAGGCAAAACUACAACUUCCUUCCGCAAGGCCCUCAUGCCCAAGCGCCGGACCAUGUAGAUGGAAAGGAGAUCUAUAAACACUGAAACAAACACCAAUACUUUCAAAGCAAGAAAUAGAACUGAGAAGGAUGAGACAACAGAUAUACAGCAAGAGAACGACUCCAAAGGC